Molecule: messenger RNA, 1770 nt
Organism: Alosa sapidissima (American shad)
Lineage: Eukaryota; Metazoa; Chordata; Actinopteri; Clupeiformes; Clupeidae
Product: serine/threonine-protein kinase pim-2-like
Exons: 7
Coding region: 369-1709 (446 amino acids)
Biological process (GO): protein autophosphorylation; negative regulation of apoptotic process; regulation of mitotic cell cycle
Cellular component (GO): cytoplasm
Molecular function (GO): protein serine/threonine kinase activity; ATP binding
Source: RefSeq, a predicted model, not a curated record
AUAAAGUAAUCAUGAUCAUUUUUCUUUGUGAAGUCAGUGGACUAUUCCAGAACACGGUGCUCCACAGCCAAUCAAAUCUACUGUAGACAUUCCAUAGUAGCCAUGGCACCCUGGGAGCAUUGCACUGGGCAGUGAAUUUGCCUAUUUCACGUCGCCAUUUUAAUGUGAGAUAAGCCUAUCUCCUCGGAAUUCAUCUUGACUGGGCGGCACACCCUCAAAAAACUAAAAAAUAAAUCUUGCAAGGAGACGAGGGAGCAAAGAUUCUAGAACAGUGCUCCGCUCUAGAAUCUUUGCUAGGGAGUGAAGGCAGAGGGUAUUAUGAUAUCAACUUCAGCGGCAUUGUGACAUCAUCAGUGUGAGAACCCAUCAUGUGGCCUGUGUUUCUUUGGUUGUGUGAAGCUCUUCUGAGAAUGAACUACGGGAGGGACAACACAGCCAUGUCAUCCUCCAAAGAAGCUCCUCCCAGCCCCGUGUCUGCGUGUAGGGCCGAGCAGGCCAUCAGGAGAAAGAGGCAUCUACGUCGGUCAGUGGAGGGGGACAGGAAGCACUGGGACAGAAAGCACUCAGACGGCGUGGACACUAAGAAACAGCGCCAGGAACAGGAGAAGAGGCCGGCAACACGCUGCCGCUCGGACGACUCGCCAGUCGGGAGCGAGGGGAAGGUGAACGAAGGCAGUGGGUCAGAGGUCACUGAUGAGUCGUACGAGCUGGACCGCCACUGCCGGCUGGCGUUUGGCCCGGCACUGGGUACCAGAAGCAUGACGCGCUGGCGGGCCGCCAACGGGAUCGUGAACCACGCUGAGAUCCACAACAUCCACUACCGCUCCUACGACAGAAGCCAUUCCACAGCCUCUGUCUUUGGAAAGCAGCCCCAGGACCUAGACAAAGCUGAUUCCAAAACACUGACUGGAAUUGAGAGAUUUGAGGCCAUGUUUAGUAAGGGCGAGUUGAUUGGACAUGGAGGCUAUGGAAGUGUGUAUGCUGGAUACAGGAAGUCAGACCAUUUCCCGGUGGCACUGAAAGUGGUGGACUUGAAGAGGAUCAAAAUGUGGGCAAAAAUGUCAGAGUUUGACGAGCCCAUCCCUCUGGAGAUUGCGCUGCUGCGCCAGGUGUGCCGUAACUCCACCUGCAAGGGCAUCGCCCAGCUGCUGGACUACGUCGAGCUCCCGGGGGCCUACGUGAUGGUGCUGGAGAGGCCCGAGCCAUGCCUGGACCUCUUCAACUACAUGCAGGAGGGCCAGGGCUACCUGGAGGAGGCCAUGUCCAAGCACAUGAUGCAGCAGCUGGUGCGCGUGCUGCUGCACUGCCACUCGCGAGGGGUGGUCCACCGCGACCUGAAGCCCGAGAACAUCCUGGUGGAGACGACCACGCGGCGCAUUAGGCUGCUGGACUUUGGCUCCGCCUCUGUGCUGAAGGAGGGACAGUACACAGACAUAGCUGGGACUCCGGAGUACUUCCCACCAGAGACGGUGCUGAGGGGAGAGUACUUUGCCAUCCCUGCCACCGUGUGGUCUCUGGGGAUCCUGCUCUUUCAGAUGCUGUGGGGCGAUGUGCCCUUCUACAACCAAGAUGCCAUUGUGAAGGGAACACUAUUCUUCCCACGUGGCAUAUCAAGAGAAUGCCGCCACCUCAUUCGCCUGUGUCUUACUGUCAAUCCCAAAGAUCGACCAACUCUGGAACAAAUACUUGUUCACCCAUGGAUGUUAUAGGAACAUAUACAGUAUACUGAAGUUGCCUACAUUUGUUUUAAAUAAAGUAUAUGUAGCAUUU